Symsagittifera roscoffensis is the source of this 1647-nucleotide messenger RNA. RefSeq names its product amidase-like. Bases 67 to 1623 code for a protein of 518 amino acids. Gene Ontology annotation, molecular function: catalytic activity. Lineage: Eukaryota; Metazoa; Xenacoelomorpha; Acoela; Convolutidae. The record is from RefSeq and is a predicted model, not a curated record. The transcript is spliced from 5 exons.
UGAAAUCUUGUUUCUCAAGGUCAACGUGAGUCAAGCUCCGAAUUUUUCUUCAUUCUUUUUGAUAGAAUGGCAAAUCAAGACACCAUUAUUGAUGAAAUUAAAGCUGUUUCGGAUCAAUUUACCCUCGACAUACCCCGAGCUCAUCUGACAAAGUAUGCUGAAAAGAUUUCACAGCUCUCAAACCUUAUAGCAGAAGUAAAACACUGGCCCGAUGGUGAAGUCAACGCAGGCGAUUCAAGGCGCGAUAUCGGAUAUAGACCAGAGAACCAAGAAAACGACCAUAAUCAAUGGACAUGGAAAUGUAUGGUCAACCGGGAAAAUAAUGAUAUAGAGGGUUGUGGUUUAUUGACUGGAAAAACAGUAGCUAUCAAAGAUUCCAUUUCAGUCGCAGGAAUUCCGAUGACGGGAGGUUCGCGCUCUUUAGAAAAUUUUAUUCCGAAGACGGACGCCAAAGUGGUGGAACGGGUUCUUCAACAGGGCGGAACCAUAGUAGGCAAGACGACAUGCGAAGACCUCUGUUUCUCUGCUUACUCUUAUACAAGUAUACAUGGGCCAACUUUGAAUCCUUUCGACAAGACCAGAGUAUCCGGAGGUUCCAGUUCCGGCAACGCGGUUGCACUGGCGCUCGCUCAAGUUGACAUGGCGGUUGGCAGUGACUCUGGUUGUUCGAUUAGGGUUCCGGCUUCGUUUUGCGGGUGUGUGGGUCUGAAACCAACUUAUGGACUGGUUCCAAUAUCUGGCUGUUUGAUGUGUUUGCCUUCGGUGGACCAUAUUGGACCAAUGGCCAGAAAUGUGGAUGACUGUGGUAUUCUUUUGCACGCCAUCGCGGGAACUGAUCUCCUUUCUAAUACAACCUCAGGGCCGAAUAUUCAAAUGCAUUCACACAAAUCCGCAUUUGGCACAAGAGUUGCGGGUAUCAAAGCCGCUGUUAUUCAGGAGGGUUUUCUAUAUGAAGACGAAAACUGCAGAAAAAUUUCGGAUGCAGUAAAAUUGACUGUUGAAAAAAUGCGAAAGUCGGGGCUUGAAGUAGAAUUUAUAUCAGUACCCGAGCUAAUUGAAGCACGGAAAGUCAUCGCAGUUCUUUCUCUGACUGAAUUUCCGAAAAUCGUCGGCGAAAAUUUGCAGCCUUACUUGGGCAGAUCAUCUUUUAUGUUGGAUUUGAAGAACAGCAUGCUUGAUACGAACAGAAAUCUUCCCCAAGAAGCAAAAGUUGCAUUUUCUGCUUCAAAACUUUUAGAAGAGGAUAUUAAAAAGUCAAAUAUAUUAGAGAAGACAAUCAAUCGAACCCUACUUAUGGCCAAAAACGUGAACAGACUUUUUUCGAAGUUCGAUGUGUUCAUUUUACCAACUGUCCCUUACCCUGCUCCCAAAAUACCCACUAUUCAAGACCCAUUAAAGGACUUCAUUGAGGAUCCCGCUGCUCUAAACGUGAACUGCUGUCUUUUCAACCUAACUGGACAUCCGGCGAUUACUGUUAAUUGUGCUUUCAUUCAGCUGGAGGACAGGGGGAAUAUGCAGGGUUCUAGAAUGCCUGUUGGCAUCCAGAUAGUUUCGGGAUAUAUGCACGAAGAAAUGGUGUUCAGAGUAGCCCGUGAAAUUGAAAAACUAACUGCUGACUGUUAGUUAGGUAAUUUUUGUGCACUUGUA